Molecule: messenger RNA, 1170 nt
Organism: Dendronephthya gigantea
Lineage: Eukaryota; Metazoa; Cnidaria; Anthozoa; Malacalcyonacea; Nephtheidae
Exons: 2
Coding region: 132-860 (242 amino acids)
Molecular function (GO): zinc ion binding; nucleic acid binding
Source: RefSeq, a predicted model, not a curated record
UGCAUGAAAGGCAUGCAAAUCGCAAAGCGUAUUUGCAUGAUAAUAUGGUAUAAAUACAGGGGAAGCAAUGACCUGUUCAUCACGUCUAGCACUACCUAGCAGACACAAGUCUUAUAUCAGACGUUAUAAGCAUGUCUUCAGAAGACCAAAGCGCAGAGAAUCAAUCGUCGAGCUCGGCUACAAUCACUUCAGCUUUGAUCGAUCAAUUUAAAUCUUAUCUGGAUUGCAAAAUAGACAGCCUUUCGUCGGGCCUGAGUAUUGUGAAUUCAUCUCAAACUAAAAAGCUUGAAAGACAAGCAGAAGGCCGCGCCUUAAAAUUUCCCGGCAACAAAGAUCAGUUCCUGUUUAACGCAGAAGUGCAUGAUUUGCUCGACGAAUCCGUGGUUUUGAUAAAGAAACAAGAUACAGAUUCAGCAUUGACCAAAAUAGAAGCAGCUGAGAAUCUCAUACUUCAAAGGCAGAAGAAGAUCAAAUUAGCCGAUAAGAGCGAAGCUGGCUGGUUGGCUGUUAAAGAAUACGAGGCGGAGGAAUUAGCUAGCGAUUCAGACGACGAGAAAAGAAUAAAGAAAGCCCAGGAAUCAGCACUUAAGAAACGCAGAAAUAAUGCUAUUAAGAAAGACAAAGCAAGACAAUCAUCUUAUCCGCCUUAUUCAUGCGCUGAUGCUGAUAAGCGGUUUUUUCGAGGCCGUAGAGUCCCAAAUCCAUCAGAUAUGUGCUUCCGAUGUGGGAAGAAAGGGCACUGGAGCAAUAGCUGUGCAAGAUUUGGAUUUUCAAGGCCGAUGCAGCAGCCAACUUCAGGAUUCCCACACAGGUCCGCAGCCACGUCCAAUCCCCCGGAACGAGGAGUUACACCUAUCUGAGCAACAACUGGAUGAUUCAGAUAUCUUACAAGAUAAUUAUGAUUUGAUUCAGGUACAACGUUUUAUUGACGCAUGUGAACUUGAAGAGUUUGUGAGUGAAAAAACCAGCGUGCUACCAAUAGUUAAAGGCAGACUUAGUUCGCAUAUCAAAUUCUGGGAGGACAUUGGGGCUUCCGAAUUUAUUUUAAAUACCAUACGAACUGGAUACAAGAUUCCAUUUUACACCUCACCAACCCCCAAGUCCUUUCCUAACAACCAAUCAGCCUUAAAUAAUUCGAAAUUUGUCAUUGACUCCGUAUCAGAGUUACUA